Messenger RNA from Varanus komodoensis (Komodo dragon), 1274 nucleotides. RefSeq names its product retinol dehydrogenase 12-like. NCBI's taxonomy places the organism in Eukaryota, Metazoa, Chordata, Lepidosauria, Squamata, Varanidae. The transcript has 6 exons. The record is from RefSeq and is a predicted model, not a curated record. Bases 62 to 1066 code for a protein of 334 amino acids.
UGAGGGAAGCGGAGCAGCCGCCGGCAAGAGCGCCUCCCAGCAAGCUCCGCACCAGCCCACCAUGUCCCACCUGGACAGCGUGCCCGCCAUGGGUGCACUGGGCCUCCUUUCCCACCCUGUCUGGUUCCUCUGCUCCUUGGCCCUGUUCGUGGUGCUCUGGGCAAGGAGGUGGCGGCGGUGGAGCCCUGAGGGCUGCCCCGUGGACCUGAGUGGCCGGACAGCCAUCGUCACUGGAGCCAACUGUGGGAUCGGCAAGUGCGUGGCUCUGGACUUGGCCCGCCGGAACGCGCGCACCAUCCUGGCGUGCCGCAGCGAGGAGAAGGGGCGCGCCGCGCUGGAGGAGAUCCGCCGCGCCACGGGCAACCCGCACGUGCAGCUGCGCAUCCUGGACACCAGCAGCAUGGCGUCGGUGCGCGCCUUCGCCCGGCGCUUCCAGCGCGAGGAGCGGCAGCUCCACAUCCUGGUCAACAACGCGGGCGCCUCAGGCCUGCCGCACGGGGUCACCUCCGAGGGCCUGGAGCGGCUCUUUGCCACCAACGUCCUGGGCCCCUUCCUGCUCACCAACUUGUUGCUUGGUACCAUGACAGCUUCCGCCCCCGCCCGCAUCGUGAACGUCUCCUCCUUCCUGCACUACUAUGGCGAGGUGAACCUCAGGUUCCUGACUGGGGAGGAGCGGCCCAAGUCCAGGGCAGAGGCCUACAGAAGCUCCAAGCUCAUGAACGUCGUCUUCUCUGCGCAGCUGGCCCGGAGGCUGCGGGGCACAGGGGUGUCGGUCAACGCUCUGGAGCCUGGCAUCGUCUGGACGGAGAUCAUGCGCCAGCACAGCUGGUGGGCCCGGCUGCUCUUCAACAUCUGCGGCAUCUUCCUUCAGAGUGCAAAGGACGGCGCCACCAGCACCCUGUACUGCGCGGUCGCCAAGGAAGUGGAGGGCAUCUCCGGCAAGUUCUUUGACCGCGACUGUAGCCUGAAGGCGCCUCUGGCCCUGGCUGAAGAUGUGGAGGUGGGACGCAAGCUGUGGGACGCGAUGGCGGAGCUGACGGGCCUCGAAAUGAGCGCGAGGGAGUGAGCUGCCAGCGGCCCGGGAGGAGUGCCUCCCCGCGGGAGCCUGCAGGGCGGCAUGCUGAGCCUCGAGCCUCAGAGGCAGCCCCCCCUGCGCUUGCUUUGCUUCCCUGCUGGACCUCACGGAUCGCUGAUUGAGCUGCUGCAAUUCUGCUCUGGGCCACUCUGCAUGUAACUGUUGCAAGAGAAGCCGGGGGUCAGACUAGAUGGCCCGG